This is a messenger RNA of Stomoxys calcitrans (stable fly), 1605 nucleotides long. RefSeq names its product glucose dehydrogenase [FAD, quinone]-like. NCBI's taxonomy places the organism in Eukaryota, Metazoa, Arthropoda, Insecta, Diptera, Muscidae. Gene Ontology annotation, molecular function: oxidoreductase activity, acting on CH-OH group of donors; flavin adenine dinucleotide binding. The coding region runs from base 16 to 1605 and encodes 529 amino acids. The record is from RefSeq and is a predicted model, not a curated record. The transcript has a single exon.
GGCAAUGAGAAUAUUAUGAAUUUGGUACCUGCUUUGGCCAUAUUUCUUCAGGCAACUUCGUUCAAUUGGAAUUUUCCCUCGGUCCCCCAAAAGAAUGCCUGCAAGGGCAUGUAUAACAAUGUGUGCUUUCAGCCUCGCGGCAAAUUGCUGGGAGGCUCUAGUGGCAUUAACUUCAUGAUUUUCAUACGAGGAAAUCGCAGAGAUUAUGAUCUCUGGGCUGAAUCUGGUAACCGUGGUUGGUCUUACGAUGAGGUCUUGCCUUACUUUUUGAAAAUGGAAAAUGCUAUGCUCAAAGGUUUGGAAGACUCGCCCUAUCACAAUCGCUCAGGGCCCUUGAAUGUGGAAUAUGUGAGAUAUCGUACACAAAUGGCCCAUGCCUUUGUUAAGGGGGCCCAAGAGGCUGGACAUCCUGAAACCGAUUACAAUGGUGCUUCACAGCUGGGUGUCUCCUAUGUGCAGGCAUCCACCCAAAGAGGUUUGCGUCAUAGUUCAUAUCGUGCCUAUGUACAACCCAUAUUGAAUAGAAGAAAAAAUCUGCAUGUCUUUACCUUUAGCCGGGUCACCAAGCUCUUGAUGGAUCCUGCAACGAAAACGGCCUAUGGAGUGGAGUUCCUGCAUCGCAAAAAACUGUAUCAAUUCAAGGCUCGCAAGGAGGUCAUUUUGUCGGCAGGCUCCUUUAUGUCACCCCAGCUGUUAAUGCUCUCGGGCAUAGGUCCCAAAGAUAAUCUUCAGAAACUGGGCAUACAGGUCAUACAGGAGUUGCCGGUGGGCAUGCGUAUGUACGAACAUGUCUCCCAUUUUGGUCCCACAUUUUUAACCAAUACCACCGGGCAAACCUUAACACCUGCCCUGGGCACAAUACAAAAUGUCUUGGAGUUUAAUUUGGGCAGUCCAAAUACCGUGUAUUCAACCAUAGGAGGAGUGGAAGCCUUGACCUUUUUGAAAACCCCUUUCUCCAAAUUACCCGCCGAUUGGCCAGAUGUGGAAAUCGUGUUUGGCAGUGCCACUUUGGCUUCGGAUGAUGGAACCGCCCUUAAGCAGGGAGCCAAUUUUAAAGAUGAAAUCUACAAUCGUUUAUAUCGCUCACUGUCAGAAUCGCGCCAAGAUCAUUACACCGUCAUCAUAAUGCCCUUUCAUCCCAAAUCCAUAGGACGGGUAUGGUUGGAGAGCAAAAAUCCUUUCGUACGUCCCAAGAUAGAUCCGAAUUAUUUCGAUGAGGAGGAAGAUGUGGAGGUAAUGUUGCAUGGCAUUAAAGAGAGUAUACGCAUUUCCCAGACACCAGCCAUGCAGAGAAUAGGCACCAAAUUGGAUACCACCCCAGUGCCGGGUUGUGAAUCUCAUGAAUUUGGUUCCGAUGACUAUUGGCGUUGUUCAAUACGCACCAUGACCUAUACGUUACACCAUCAAGUGGCCACAUGUCGCAUGGGUCCAGCCUCAGAUGCUACAGCGGUGGUGGAUCCUGAACUAAAAGUACAUGGAGUGCGUAAACUGAGGGUAGUGGAUGGUGGUGUUAUACCCCACCCUCCUACGGCGCAUACAAAUGCUGUGAUAUUUAUGAUAGCCGAAAAGGCAGCGAAUAUGAUAAAGGCAGCGUGGGAGACGUGA